Prorocentrum cordatum is the source of this 312-nucleotide messenger RNA. NCBI's taxonomy places the organism in Eukaryota, Dinophyceae, Prorocentrales, Prorocentraceae. The record is from the annotation of a GenBank genome assembly.
AUGAGCUGCCCCACCUCCUGCCCGCCGGACCUUUCGGAGGUGGCCCCUUCAGUGUUGGAGGAUCUGCGGACCGUCAAGGAGGUGAAGUCCGCCGACAGCGGUGGGUGGCGCGAGGCCGUCCGCAUCUCGGCCGACGGGAUCCCCUGUUGCGUUGAGCUGAUCUCUGCGGUCGUCGGGGGCUUCGCCCUCUACCAGAGCGUGGUGGUGGGCGGCCUCUUCUCGCUGGUCUCCUGCUGUCGCGAUGGCUGCCGCUGGGGUCGUGAAGCCGGUGCUGCGGGCCGGGUUCAAGCUCCUCUUGCUUUACGGGGGUGA